AUGGAGUCUCUACCAAAUGAAUUGCUUGCUUCCAUCGGCAAGUACGCUCAGGACUACGACUUCCAUGCCCUGACUUUGUGUUCUAAGGGACUCCGCGCUGUGUUUCUACCUUUUCUUUUUUCCUCCUACCUUCAACGCCGCCCCCGCGGAUUGGGUCUGGGUGAUGCCUCGAUGAUCAUUCUCCUCUGGCGACACCCCGAACUCGCCACCCAUGUCCGCUAUUUCCAACUUGCAUGGCGGUCUGUUAAUAACUAUUUCGAGGAAGAUUCCCAUCUUGGGGACGAAUUCAAUGAAUUCAUUGACCAGGCGCUUGACGAAAUCUUCGAGCCCGAGGAACAAGCAUGCCGAUCGAAAUGGCGAAAGCAUCUACAAAGGCAAUGCGAAGAAGCCUGGAAGGCACUCCUCCUCAUGCGCCUGACGCAUCUGCAAACCCUCGAGCUCGCAUCUGGAUACACAGAAGGCUUAGUGCCGGAUAUACUUCGCAAGGCGGCGCACCGACAGCGUCCCUUUCACAAGUCACCUCCAUUUCCCUAUCUGCGAAACGUUGAAGCGGUGCCUGGGCUUAUGGACCCCGCCAUCGGUUCCCGUCUCAUCCUGCCCUUCUUUUAUUUUCCGGCCGUGCGCACCAUUAGAGGGCUUCAUUGGAGUGAGGGGCGCUCCUGGAAGAGUGUAUGCGGGUUGAAGAGCGACGCGACAUACAGAAAGUCGAUCAUCGAGACGCCUCUUGUGCCCGUGGACCACUCCUCCCGUCCCGUUCGCAAACUCGAGCUCUGCACAUGUUAUCGUAACCGCGACAUCCUUGACUGGCUCACAGCAUGCACGCAGCUGGAGAUCGUGAAUAUCGGACUCGUUCUGAACCGGGACGACCGGAACCCAGACGACAUGUAUACCUUCAGCGCCCCGGAACUCCGACAGGCGCUAUUACCGUUCCAGACAACUCUCCAGAAACUCCAUCUGGGCGCUGUUUCCUGGCGGCGUAAUGACCCCGAGGCACGAGAGUUGAUCGAUUCUCCCGGACCAAUGGGGUCAUUGAAAGAAUUCACAGUCCUUCGGGAUCUUAAACUGCCAUAUGCUCACCUCUUGAGACCAUCAUCCACCUCCGUUGAAGUGAGAGAGCAUCUGCAGCUACUUGACAUCCUUCCUGUGUCUAUCCGAACCUUAUCGAUUACAGAUAUUGUAGAGGACGAUUUUCACAACCUCCUGCUGGAGCUUUUGGGACUAUUGCAGCAGCAAGCUUCUUCCUUCCCUCCGUUUUAUAAGCUUGAAAGAAUCCAGUUCUACGUUGAGAAGGACAUCGACGAGACCUCAUUCGAUCUAUUGAUACGUGCCUGUGAUCCCGCUGGUAUUGUCUUGGCUGUUGAGGUGACUCCCGUGGAGAUAUCGACUUAUAGAAACGUAAUCAAUUUUUAA
Molecule: messenger RNA, 1410 nt
Organism: Aspergillus affinis
Lineage: Eukaryota; Fungi; Ascomycota; Eurotiomycetes; Eurotiales; Aspergillaceae
Exons: 1
Coding region: 1-1410 (469 amino acids)
Source: RefSeq, a predicted model, not a curated record